Acanthosepion pharaonis is the source of this 1002-nucleotide messenger RNA. The record is from the annotation of a GenBank genome assembly. NCBI's taxonomy places the organism in Eukaryota, Metazoa, Mollusca, Cephalopoda, Sepiida, Sepiidae.
AUGCAACUAUUUUUCAUUUCGUUUGCAACAGACUCCUUUCUGCCCCCUUCCUCUCACUAUGUUGCCCGUGGAGUCAAGAGUGACGAUUUCUCUCUCUCUCUCUCUCUCUCUCUCUCUCUCUCUCUCUCUCUCUCUCUCUCUCAGCCUACCGCUGAUAGGGUGCGUUACUUUUCCUCGGAGGUUUGUUUCCUUCCUCUUCUUUGUACAAUUAUUUGCUUUACUUUUCUUGGUGGAUCAUUUCGUUUUCUUGGAACAUUUGCUCCUUUCCUUUUCUUAACGCGUCAGGUUUCUUUUCUUCCUCUUUCCCCUCCUCACUCUUUCCCCUCCUUCCUCUUUGCCCCCCUUCCCCUUCCCUCUCUUUCCUCUUUUCCCUCCUUCCCCUUCGUCCUCUUUCCUCUUCCCCCUUCUUCCUCUUUCCACUCCUUCCCCCUUCCCCUUUCCCCUUUAAAUGGAUUCCUCUUUCCCUCCUUCCCCUUCGCCCUCUUUCCUCUUCCCCUUCUUCCUCUUUCCCUCCUUCCUCUUUCCCCUACUUCCUCUUUCCCCUCUUUUUUCUUUCCCCUCCUUCCUCUUUCUCCUCUUUCCUCUUUCGCCUCCUUCUUCUUUCCCCUCCUUCCCUUUGCCCCUUCUUCCUUUUUUUCCCCUCCUUUGUCUUUCCCCUCCUUUCCUUUUCCCCUCUGUUUCCUCUUCCUUUUCCUCUUCCCCUCUCCUUUCCUCUUUCUCCUCUUUUCUCUUUCCCCUCCUUUCUCUUUCUCCUCCUUCUUCUUUCCCCUCCUUCUUCUUUCCCCUUCUUCCCUUUUCCCCUCCUUCCUCUUUCCCCUCAUUCCUCUUUCCCCUCCUUCCCCUCUUUCCUCUUUCCCCUCAUUCCUCUUUCCCCUUUCCCCUCUCAUUUCUCUCUCUCCUUCUCUUAUUGUCUCCCCCUAUCUCACUCUACAUAUCUUACAUUUUCUCCCUGUCUUCCGUUUUUAUCACGCUCUCUUUCAUUUUCAUUCUCUUUGUCACUAA